AUGGCACAUGAAAAGCCGACGGGUCUCGAGAAUGAGGUCGCGCACUUUCAAGCACGGCAACACCGGAUAGAGGAUGGGCACCGUCUUGAGCUGGCGCGUCUCAAAAAGGAGGUCGAGUACCACAAAAGGCUUCGUCAGGCGGCCGACCAACGAUCUUACGAGUUGGAGGACCAGCUGUCUCGUCUGCGACAGAAUCAGCAGAUGCCAUCUCCGGCAACUGUACGACAUCUUAGUCAGGUGGAGAGGGAUCGGGAGGAGAAGGACAGUCUCAUCUUGCAGAGCCAACUGCUCAUUUCUAAAAACAGCGAACUCACGACGAAGGUCAAGCAGCACCUCCUCCUGCUCCUACUGCACCUGCUGCUCCUGCUUUCCGCCGUACAGUUGCAGUCCCAGGUGACCCAGCUUGAGGAGCUGAAGGCGGCUCUGGAGAGCGAGCUCAACCAGGCCUAUUGCGAGAGGGACGAAAUGGCGACGGAGCUGGAGAGGAUGCUCUCCAGGCAGCACCACCAGCAGCAGCUCAGCAACCGCCGUUCCGUGGAGGGGGAUGGGGACGUGGGGCUGGAGGUGGAGGGUUUGUACGGCUUAUACGGCACAUCACACGUGACUUUUGCCAGCGCAUACCCGGCGGAUGAAAUUACGCAGCUGUGUCGCAACACGCCCACAUCACCGUGUGAUGGUCAACCCAAUGUGCUGACGUGCUUUAUUUCUCUCCCCAGUGGCCGCAUGACCAGUACGGUGUACCAUGUGAGUGAGUGUGUGAGUACCGAAGUGCAUGUAUGCGCGUCGCACGAUGCAGGCAUCGACGCGGCAAUCUCCUUGCCAUUCCUGCACUUCGAUGUCAGCAAUCCAAACCCAACUCACCACUACAUGCCAACCAAUCAGCGAAUGGCGCCCAUGUCGCGUAUUACUGCCCUGUGUGCGGUAUUCCAUUGCUACAUAGCGCACUGCAUAUGUGGGAAGGGGAGAGGGCGCAGGAAAAGUAGGUCUCAUGGAAAGGGGACCAACAGGACCGGCUUUCCUUUCAUGAAGACCAUACAGCGCGGCCGUGAUGAUGAUGAUGAUGAUGGUGGUGGUGGUGGUGGUGGUGGUGGUGGCAAUGCAACUUACAUCGUCGCUUACCCCUCUGCCUGCCGCUCAAUUAGCUACCCUGCCACCUACAUCAGUACAGGACGGAAAUCGUACGUGCGCCGUACAAUGGACCGGGAUUCCGUUCAUAAUCUCAGUCUGCGUAAGGACGUCCAGAUUCCAGUUGAACGAGUCCAGAACCUUUUAAAGGCCGCAGUCAGCGAGGCACAGCACACGGGGGCACAGAGCACGGAGGUGACGACAGUUUCAGAUGAAUUCAGAUUCGAAUUCAAAUUUUAA
This is a messenger RNA of Volvox carteri f. nagariensis, 1365 nucleotides long. RefSeq lists its product as uncharacterized. The coding region runs from base 1 to 1365 and encodes 454 amino acids. The transcript is spliced from 11 exons. Lineage: Eukaryota; Viridiplantae; Chlorophyta; Chlorophyceae; Chlamydomonadales; Volvocaceae. The record is from RefSeq and is a predicted model, not a curated record.